This is a messenger RNA of Heterocephalus glaber (naked mole-rat), 1402 nucleotides long. Its product is annotated as olfactory receptor 8H1-like. NCBI's taxonomy places the organism in Eukaryota, Metazoa, Chordata, Mammalia, Rodentia, Bathyergidae. Gene Ontology annotation, molecular function: G protein-coupled receptor activity; olfactory receptor activity. The record is from RefSeq and is a predicted model, not a curated record. Gene Ontology annotation, biological process: G protein-coupled receptor signaling pathway. Gene Ontology annotation, cellular component: membrane.
UGGCCUCAAAGGAGAGUAAAUGAUAUAUUAAAAUUGUUUCCUAUCAUUUCUCACUACAUGCCAUUUCUUAGGUUUGCUGAAACAGUUAUACACAGGAAUGGAAUCAGACAGUGUCACACUGCAAUUGCUCUGACUUCAGAUUCCCAUCUACAGAAUGUGGGUAAUAGUAGCAAUGAAUAAUACUUUCCUGGGGAUUAAAUGUGUUAAUAAAGCAAAGUCUGAGGAAUAGUAUCAGGCUCAUUCUAAUUCUAUAGCAUGUUAUCUUGCAUCAUCUGCUCAUGUCAAUUUACAAGCAUUUCUAUAUGUGGCAAGUGAAUAUUUUCACUCCCACUUGGGAAAUUGUUAGAAAUACUAAGCUAAUUAUAGAAAUACUGGGUUAUUCAUACAGUGACUGUGAAUUCAUUCAGCUAAGUAUCAACUUUGAUUUCUCACUAGUUUAAAACAUUGCACCAUGAGUAGAUGGAACUCCACCAAUGUGCCUGGGUUCAUCCUCAUGGGGCUGACUGACUCUGCAGAGACACAGCUGGUCCUCUCUAUGCUCUUUCUCCUGAUUUACCUGAUCAUGGUGGUGGGGAAUGUGGGGAUGAUACUGAUCAUUCGCCUGGAUCCCCAGCUUCACACCCCCAUGUACUUUUUUCUCACUCAACUUUCAUUUCUUGACCUCAGCUACUCAAGUGUCAUCACCCCUAAAACCUUACACAACUUACUGACUUCCACCAAGAGCAUUUCCUUCCUGGGCUGCUUCACUCAGCUUUACCUUUUUGUUUUCUUUGCUGCUGCUGAAUGUUUCCUUCUCUCCUCCAUGGCCUAUGAUCGCUAUGUAGCUAUCUGCAGCCCCCUCCACUAUCCAGUCAUUAUGUCCACAAGACUGUGUCAUGCCUUGCUCUCUGGCUCCUAUGUGAUUGGAUUUAUGGAUUCCUCUAUCAAUGUACUUUGCCUGAGAAGACUGAAUUUCUGCAACUCUAUUGUCAUCCAUCACUUUUACUGUGACACUCCAGCACUUUUAGCGCUGUCCUGCAGUGACACUCAUGACUUUGAGAUCAUGUUAUUCAUUGUUGCUGGUUCCACCCUGGUGCUGUCCCUCAGUACCAUAUCUGGAUCCUAUCUGUCUAUCCUCUCCACUAUCCUGAAAAUUAAUUCCACUGCUGGAAAGAAGAAAGCCUUCUCCACCUGUGCCUCUCAUCUCCUGGGAGUCACCAUCUUCUACAGCACUAUGAUCUUUACUUAUCUAAAACCGAAGAGGUCCUACUCCUUGGGAAGGGAUCAGGUGGCUUCUGUGUUUUACACAAUUGUGAUCCCCAUGCUGAACCCUCUCAUUUACAGUCUCAGAAACAAAGAGGUGAAGAAUGCUGCCCUGAGAGUCCUGCAGAAGAGAGAGGGCUGCAGGCGAUUAAUAUCAUAG